UUUGUUGCGGUGCCCAAUGGGGGCGCUCCGAACGUCUGCGGCUGCCGGGUAACAUGGUUACAUGUCAGAGAGUAACACUUGAUCAUGGAACAUGGAAUGAGGCGAAAGCGAGCGAAUCCGCUGCAGCAGCACCAGCCACAGCCGCCUGGAGAAGCUCCGGUGCAAUGAAUCCCGCCGCAGCCAGAUUCUGUCUGCAAGAGGAAAGACCCGCCAGUGAUCUUCUUGGCAGCUGUUAGCAAGCAACUUUGGGUUGGCCUAAUUCCUUGAGCAGGAGACGGGGCAGAAAAGAUGGCUUGGCUGGGGUAUUGAGCAGCCUGUGUUCCCCUGCCCUGCUGUGUCUGGACUGCUUACUCCUGUGAAACUCACAAUGACAGGAUCCAGCUCCAAUGCUUCUCGCAACCCCCACCCCAAAGGAGAGAAGGGGGGCCGCUCAAGGAGCACGCACGCUCGACCCAUCAGUACAGCCAACAAUGGAGGCUCAGAAGAGGAAGACAAAGAUGGAGGAGUGCUUUUCCUUGUCAACAAAAGUGGCUUUCCUCUUGAUGGGCAAACCUGGGAAAGGAUGUGGGGGCACGUGGCAAAAGUGCACCCCUCAGGCAGAGAGAUGGUAGCCGCCAUAAGGAAUGCAGUCUGCCUUCCAAAACCUUCAGUGCCAGCCGUGCCAAACUACAAGGCUUCCAUGACUAUCCCAGAAUGGCUUCAGGCAAUACAGAAUUAUAUGAAGAUGCUGCAAUACAAUCACACAGGAACUCAAUUCUUCGAAAUUAGAAAAUCAAGACCUUUAAGUGGGUUGAUGGAAACAGCAAGAGAAAUGACCAGAGAAUCUUUACCUAUCAAAUGCCUUGAAGCAGUUAUCUUGGGGAUAUAUUUAACCAACGGGCAACCUUCUGUGGAACGAUUCCCCAUCAGCUUUAAAUCCCACUUCUCAGGGAACAAUUUUCAUCAUGUGGUGCUUGGAAUUUAUUGCAAUGGCCGAUACGGAUCACUGGGCAUGAGCAGACGGUCUGAACUGAUGGACAAGCCUUUGAUCUACCGAACUCUGAGUGACCUCAUCUUUGAAUUCGAAGACUCCUAUAAAAAGCACUUGCACUCAGUAAAAAAAGUAAAAAUUGGAUUGUAUGUCCCACAUGAGCCACACAGUUUUCAGCCCAUUGAAUGGAAACAGUUGGUGCUCAACGUGUCAAAGAUGAUGCGGUCGGAGAUCAGGAAGGAAUUGGAGAAAUAUGCCAGGGAUAUGAGAAUGAAGAUUUUGAAACCCGCAAGUGCCCAUUCUCCAGUCAAGCAGCGAUCACGAGGGAAGUCCCUAUCACCUCGAAGGAGACAAGCCAGCCCUCAGAGACGAGCGUGCAGAAGAGACAAAUCGAGACACCUGGAUCCUAUUGAACUGACUGGAAUCUUCAGGCCAGCUGUAAUGGAUAAGAAGGUGGGUGACUUCUCUACACUGAAUGAAGUAGGCUACCAGCUACGCAUCUGACAGAAACAGAGGCCAAAUAAGAUGGCUUCCAGGGUGCUUCUUACCGCACUUUACCCUGUGACCUGUGGACAUGAUGGGGGAGGGAAGGGGUUGCAACUAUUUAUGAUGGACAUAAGGAUUUUAUUUACGUUCCCCCCUUAGGAACUAGGAAUCCUAGAAUUUUAUGAUGGUAUUAUUAUUAUUAUUGCUUUUUAAAUCCAUGAAGUGGAAUCAAGAAAAAGGGAAAUUCAAAAUUCUCUUCACCUCUGAUAAUGUUAUUAAUCUCUAUCCAGUUAAAAGGGAUGGUAAUGUGGCGUAGCUUGGUUUUGUUUGGGUUUGGGUUGGAAUAAUUGUUUCUAUAUUGGCUGUUUUUCAUUGGCUUAGAGCAUUGUGUGAUGAUGUCUGUAGGAUUUAGGAAUGGCGACAAUGAAAGUAUAUUCCUUGGUAUUGUUCAAAAGGUGCUGGGGGGCAGCAGGUUGCAAGUCCAUGGCACACUAUGAAGGGAACUUCCCUUGUGGAAAUCCCAUUAGAAAUUAAUGGAAUUUGCAAAAGUCCUAUUCAUUUCAGGGGCAUUCAAUAUGAGAGAUAUAGUUAACAGACUGUGUCUCAAGUCCAGUAUUAAUGUGACAUUCAGCAAUAAAAAAGCAGUCUAGAGGUUGUGGGAGUUUUUUGUUUUUGAAGCAUCAGUAUUACCUCAAGAAUCUUUACAAUAGAUAUGCAAAACUGACAGUAUUUUAAUUUUGUAACAGAUUUGUACUGUGUUCCCAGUUUUUCUGAUAGCAGAGGCUUUACUGCACCAUCUCUGACCCACCCAUUCCGCCUUAUUCUUAUGUGCAUGUGUAUGAAAGAACUGAAGGUGUAUUAUAUGCAAGUGUCUUAUUAAAAGCACUGACAACUUUGUUAGGAAUACAGCAAACUGUUAAUUGUCCACUGAAAAAAAUGAAAUGACUAUGCUUUUCUUUUUUAUUGCUGGUUUAUAAAAUAAUUUGUCACAAACUUUUAAUCUCCACCGCUUACUGUCUUUAAGCACAAUUGGAACAAUCCAGUGGCUCUGACUUGCACAUGUGAGCGCUCAUCUUCAUAUGGAGCUCUGCGCAUUCAAGUGCUGCCCCAUUAUCUUUUCUAAGUUAGGGAGUGCUCUGCACAUGCAAUGGGGAUUCCCCACUGUGUUUGUGGGAUAUUCUCCAUUGUAGAAAAAAUGGGGACUUCUACAUGUGCAUUUGAAUUUGAUGUGCAUGGUGAAGCUCUGGAUCAUCCCGAAGAAACAGAGAUCAAUGUUUUGUACAGAUGAACAUUGUAACAAUAGUCAAAUCAUGUGCAUUGACCAUUCUUACAAAUAAUGUCAGUAUCUAUGAGCUUCCCUUUAGAAUGUACUUUUCUUCGUCUGUUUAUAUGCCUGCAUUUUUUAAAUAAUAUGUUCAAAGGGAUUGAUACUCCAAAACAAUGAUGUCUUGUCAUCUUAUAUUAAGAUCAGACAUCCUGCAUGAAGUGAUGGCUAAUGCGUUUGGAUAACUGGCCCUUUGUAUGGGUUACGGUCAAAUAGAAAUAAAUGAAGGGAUAACUCCUUAGCUGAGGAAACAUAUCUUGAGAACACAGCUAUCAAAGGAAGUCCACUCUAUAACAGGAAUAGUCUGCUCAGUAGUUUGGGGGAGAGCAGGCCACUGGAUUCCUGUAGCUUAAUGCUGAUGUAACAUCAGGGACCGCUUAAACAUGAUGAAGAACUGUUCUUUUGCACGCUUCUCUUCUCCUUUCUCUCACCGGGCCAAUCUCCAGCCCACUUCCCAUUCCAGUAUUAACUGUGGUUUCGUAUUAGAUGUGUGCUGCUGAAAAUCUUUUCCCUUGCAAAUGAGGUUCACUCAAAUGGGUGAUCUGAAAACCCACUUCAUAAUUUCAGCCCUGGAUUAUAAUCAAAUCAUGAUUUCAGUUGGUGCACCAAUAAUGUGAAGCCAUGCUUAGCAACAGGAAGCAAAGGGAGUGUGCCAUUGUUCUGAAGAGUGGAGGAGUAAGAGAGCCCAUGAUCUGCUCCUGUCUCUGAGCUAUGGU
Molecule: messenger RNA, 3496 nt
Organism: Heteronotia binoei (common prickly gecko)
Lineage: Eukaryota; Metazoa; Chordata; Lepidosauria; Squamata; Gekkonidae
Gene: VASH2
Product: vasohibin 2
Exons: 9
Coding region: 368-1474 (368 amino acids)
Biological process (GO): regulation of angiogenesis
Cellular component (GO): cytoplasm
Source: RefSeq, a predicted model, not a curated record